Molecule: messenger RNA, 1203 nt
Organism: Microsporum canis CBS 113480
Lineage: Eukaryota; Fungi; Ascomycota; Eurotiomycetes; Onygenales; Arthrodermataceae
Product: protein kinase domain-containing protein
Exons: 2
Coding region: 1-1203 (400 amino acids)
Biological process (GO): protein phosphorylation
Molecular function (GO): protein kinase activity; ATP binding
Source: RefSeq, a predicted model, not a curated record
AUGGCGAGUACUGAGACUUUGGCGCAAAUGACGCCGCAGGACGUGAAGAUACCCCCGCGAGGUGAUGGCAUCCCCGACGAUGGUGGCUCUGAUCUGGGCGACUUUGUAACAACGGAGAAAGAAGAGGAUGAUGUGGAUGAUUACAGCGAGGACUGCUCUAGAUAUUGCAGUGAGGCGUCAUCAAGAGUCUUCUAUCCAGUCUGCAUAGGAGAAAUUCUCAAUGGCAGAUACCGCAUCGACCAUAAACUCGGACAUGGCGGCUUCUCUACCGUCUGGCUAGCCUACGACCUUGAAAAGCAGACGGACGUGGCCCUUAAAAUCACAGACUCGAGCGAGAUAGGCAAACAUGAAGCUCAGAUACACGAACAGAUUAUUUGGCGUGUCAAGGACACUUCCCAUCUUAUGAUCUGCCUGGGGACCUUUUCGCUCCAGGGCGAAGGUUCUAAUUGCCACCAGGUUCUGGUAUUUCCCUGGGUCGGUGAAUGCCUCUCUUAUGUUAAGAUUCAGAACAUGUCAAUGGCUUCACAUGUGACAGCCUACAACUGCUUCCAAGGCAUUUCUCCGUUCAAAAAUCAUACUAGGAAGUACAAGUAUGAACGACUUGGUCGCCCUCGUAAGCUGCCCAUCGAGACAUGGUAUAAAGAUAUCUGGAAACCGGGACAGCUAGUUACUCCAGUAACGGUUCCAGUGGACCUACAGGAAAACACAUUUUAUCUUGGAGACUUUAGCCUUGCCAUUAAUGUGGGCGAACCAGUAACGCCUGAACGAGAAGGCCGGCCACCCGUGAAAUAUUGCUCUCCAGAACGGCUUCAUGGCUUUCCACCCAGCACAGCCUGCGAUAUAUGGAGUUACAUGUGUGUAUUCUCUGAACUUUUCCUGGGUUUAACUUUUUUUGGACGCAUCUUUGGUGGUAGUGUGAUCCCAGGAAUAGUGAACAUCCUUGGGCCCCUACCUACGAGCUGGAAGGGACGUCAUUUUUGGGAGUAUGAGGACCGAUGGUAUGAUCAAGAUACAAAGCCAGAUCCCGAACUAACCCUCGAAGAAAAUAUGAAACUUCUCCGUAGCGACAUUGAUACAGCCGAGCUGGAGCUUGUCUCUUCAAUUUUCCGCCGAGGGUUUUGUCCUGACCCGAAGAAACGUCCAACCGCAGCUGAGCUUCUCCAGGACCCCCCAUUCAAAGCUCUGAUGGACAGGUACACUUGA